GUGAUGAUCAACAUCUCACAACUGUCCAAGCUGAUGGACUUGUAGUAGCUACUCCUACAGGUUCAACUGCUUAUUCUGUAUCAGCUGGCGGUUCUCUAGUUCAUCCUGCAAUAUCUGCUCUAUUAAUUACUCCUAUUUGUCCUCACACUCUAUCUUUUCGUCCAAUGCUUUUACCGGAUUCAAUGGAGUUAAGAAUAUGCGUUCCUUAUAAUAGUCGUAGUACUGCGGAGAAUCGAAUUAAAACGUAA
Racocetra fulgida is the source of this 248-nucleotide messenger RNA. The record is from the annotation of a GenBank genome assembly. NCBI's taxonomy places the organism in Eukaryota, Fungi, Glomeromycota, Glomeromycetes, Diversisporales, Gigasporaceae.